AUGAAAUGCUAUAAUCCAUCUGCGUUUGUUCCCAUGGCGGUUACAUUGGUAAUCGUCAUAGUUUAUCUGGGCAUCUUCAUACCUCUACUCAUUAUUCAUGAGACUGUACCUUCUGCUCCCGAAGAUCCCACUCUUUACAAUGGCCUCAAUCUUACGGAAGCAUGGCUCGACCUUCAAAGCUUGAGCGAUGGCUACCACCCUUUCAACAGUCGCAAAAAUGACGACGUUCGAAAUUGGCUAUUGAAAAGGAUUGAUGAGAUACUCGACCAUAAUCAUAUUGAAUAUACAACAGAAAAUGACACUGCCAGUACCUCGGACAUUGGACUUGAAACCAGUUUCGACGAGGACAUUGCUGAGUCGAUAUCAAGUCCUAGCAACUUCAAUGUCGACUCUGCAGAAUAUCAUGAGGAUCUGCGAAUACGUAAAGUAUCGCCUGCGGUUACAGUCUUCAACGAUUUACGUUCGAAUUAUUCCAGCAAUGCCCUUACAAGCAUUGGGGUCAAAGGCCGAAAGCUUGGGAUAAGCACCUACUUUGAAGGAAACAAUAUCAUAUGCUAUGUACGAGGGCGCGAUGACGAAGAGGGUGAAUGGUGGAAGACUGGAUCUGUUAAUUCCAAAGGGAAGACUCAUGGUAGAGGUGGUGUAAUGGUCAAUGCCCAUUUCGACAGUGUCUCGACGGGCUUUGGAGCUACAGAUGAUGGAGUAGGAGUCGUUACGGCCCUUCAACUGAUCCGCUAUUUUACAACACCGGAGAAUCGACCGCAGAAAGGCUUUGUCGCUCUAUUCAAUAAUGGUGAAGAGGAUGGGCUAUAUGGUGCGAAGGCAUUUUUGUCACACCCAAUGGCAAAAUUUGUGCAUACAUUCUUAAACUUGGAAGGAGCUGGAGCUGGUGGUCGAGCUACUUUGUUUCGAAGUACAGAUACUGAGGUUACCCGAGCUUACGCUCACGCAAAACAUCCUUUCGGGACCGUUGUUAGUUCGGACGGUUUCUCAUUAGGAUUUGUGAGGAGUGAGACUGAUUAUGUCAUAUUUCGAGCAGAGGGCUAUCGUGGACUAGACGUUGCAUUUUGGCGACCGAGAUCUCAGUAUCAUACUGAUCAAGAUGAUGCUAAACAUACCUCGAUAGACUCAUUAUGGCACAUGUUGUCUGCAUCUGUAGCUACCACUAGAUCUCUCGCAAGGGAUACGAGCAAUACCUUUGUGGGCCCACGAAAUGACGAUAAGGUUGGAAAGGUUAGCAAUGGAAAAGGAUCAGAUGGUGUUUGGUUCGAUAUAUUUGGCACCUUUUUUGCAGUGUUCGGAUUAAGAACUCUCUUCGCUUGGUCACUAACUCUUCUCAUUGCCGCCCCAUUGAUCCUCUUUGCCGUCUCGUAUCUCCUUAAUCGACAAGAUAAAUUUUACUUCUUUACUGGAUCUAUGAAGCCUAAGGAUCCAGAAAGCGAACCUAUUUUCCUUGGUGGAUGGCGUGGUGCCUUCCGCUUUCCUAUCACUCUUAUCAUUACCGGUGCUAUCACCUUUGCGUGCGGAUCCCUAAUUAACAAGAUCAAUCCUUUGAUUAUAUACUCUUCCCCAUACUCAGUAUGGAGUAUGUCUGCGACCCUAUUCUUUUCGGCAUUUUGGUUCAUCAUGGCUGGUUGCAAUUUCGUCAGACCUUCGGCACUUCAAAGAGGCUAUGCCUUUAUGUGGAUGUUUGUGUUCGGUUGGAUUCUUCUUGUAGCUGCUACAGUAUUCGAAGAUCGCUUUAAGAUAAGCGGUGGUUAUCUGUUUGUGUUCUACGAGGCUGCAAUAUUCCUUGCUACCUUGAUCGCUAUUGGCGAACAAUUUGCGUUACCUAGAAAAUCCUUGUUUGUCGAGCAGUCUCAAAAUGACCAUAGCAACAACCAAGACCACCACCAUCAAGCCGAGAUGGGUAACGAUGGAGCCAAUGGGGUUGAAGAAGCCGAUGAAGGCGAUGAAGCAGAAGAGGAGGAGGAAGACCCAGAGGAUACUGCGAACGAGACAAUAACCUCUCACGAAACGACUCCUCUCAUUGGAGGCGGAGCACCUAGUCAUCGCACUUCACUUAGCACCACCUUUGCCAAUCGAUAUCGUCAAGUCAUUCCUGAAUCAUAUGACGGGCCAGCUGAUCAUCAUCAUGAUAAAAAAGGUCACAAGAAACAUCCUUACGGAGGUGAACAGGAGUGGUCUGCCAAAUUACCUAUAUGGACUUGGCUGGUUCAAUUUCUCCUUAUUGGUCCAUUUAUACUAAUUGUUGUUGGACAAGUUGGUCUAUUCCUUGUAGCUGCUCUACACCAAACUGGAACCGAUGGCAGUCCUCUUCUCUUACCAUACCUGGUCGUCGCUGUAUUCUCCAUCCUAUUACUACUUCCAGUAACACCAUUCAUACACCGCCUCACACAUCAUAUACCAACGUUCUUCUUCUUGGUCUUUAUUGGCACUCUCAUUUACAAUCUCGUCGCUUUCCCCUUUUCGCCUAACAACCGCUACAAGGCUUAUUUUCAACAAACCGUUAAUCUCGACACUGGUCUCAAUAAAGUCACGCUCGUAGGAAUCGAAACUUAUAUCCGUGAGAUCAUCGCGCAAAUUCCGAGCGCGGCAGGCCAAACUAUAAAUUGUGAAGAGAAUUCUCGAGUUCGAUCAGGUCUUUCCUUCUGCUCCUAUGAAGGCCUACCUCCAAUGGUGAUAGAUGAUGUAGUUGAAGGUAUUCCACCCGAAAAAGGAUAUAGUGACUGGCUCACCUACAACGUCUCUCGCGUUCCUGGUGAAAACAAAGCGACAUUCCACAUUUCGGGCCAAGAAACUCGCGCAUGUAUUCUCCGCUUCGAUGAUCCCUUCUCGGAAUUUAACGUUCAUGGUGGAGCUAAAACGGAAGAGAGAUGGGAUGAUGUACCUGAUAGUGGAAGUGAUCAGAUUAAGCUAUGGCAUCGAGAUUGGAAUAAGGAAUGGGUGGUUGAUGUCGAAUGGGCAGUGGGUGAGGACAUGAAACGAGGAGAAGAGGGGAGAUCAGGGAGAGUUGUUUGUUUGUGGAGUGAUGCUAAUAAGAGGGGAGUUAUUCCUGCUCUGGACGAGGCGCAGAGAUUUAGUCCGGAUUGGACUAGUGUGGUCAAAUUGAUGGAUGGGUUGGUUGAGGGGAGUAAGAGGUUUGUUGUUUAG
Messenger RNA from Sclerotinia borealis F-4128, 3153 nucleotides. NCBI's taxonomy places the organism in Eukaryota, Fungi, Ascomycota, Leotiomycetes, Helotiales, Sclerotiniaceae. The record is from the annotation of a GenBank genome assembly.